Messenger RNA from Polyodon spathula (Mississippi paddlefish), 3178 nucleotides. Its product is annotated as calcium-binding mitochondrial carrier protein SCaMC-2-B. Gene Ontology annotation, molecular function: ATP transmembrane transporter activity; calcium ion binding. Gene Ontology annotation, cellular component: mitochondrial inner membrane. The record is from RefSeq and is a predicted model, not a curated record. Gene Ontology annotation, biological process: transmembrane transport. NCBI's taxonomy places the organism in Eukaryota, Metazoa, Chordata, Actinopteri, Acipenseriformes, Polyodontidae. Bases 123 to 1733 code for a protein of 536 amino acids. The transcript has 11 exons.
AAUAGUCAAAACCAUAACUGCAUCGGUCUUUUGAAAAAGACACUGCGCUAUUUUCUUAAACAGUUUUGGUGGCUCGUUAAAAACAGCCAUACAUUUACAUUUAGCGGCGUUGGAUAGCGAUUAUGCAGCAGGAGAGAUCGCUCGUCUCCCCCGUGCUAAGUGGAGUGUUCUGCCAGUGCGGUUCGGACCCGGGCGGCGGCGGGACCUCCGUCUCAGAACAUCACCACCACUGCAGCGACGCCGGGGCGAGUUCGGGAGAGUUCGGGUCCGGUUCCGCGCCCGGUUCCUGCGGCGCGGCGCUGUGCGGUGCCGGUACCGAGCAGGAACACCGUCUCAAGGUUCUGUUUCAAGUGCUGGACGUUAACAGAGACGGGGGGAUCUGCGUCAACGACUUGACCGUCGGGCUUAAAAAGCUGGGAGUUCACCGGACUGAGAACGAGCUGAGGAAAAUCUUGAAGGCUGGCGACAAGGACCUGGACGGCCAGCUGGACUUCGAUGAGUUUGUCCACUAUCUCCGAGACCACGAGAAGAAGCUGAGACUGGUCUUCAAGAGCCUGGACAAGAAGAACGACGGUCACAUCGACUCUCAGGAGAUCAUGCAGUCCCUGCGAGACCUCGGAGUUAACAUCUCCGAGCAGCAGGCAGAAAAAAUCCUCAAGAGAAUAAGGAAGCGUCAAGUCUGGUCUCCUGUUGCUUACAUGGAUAAAAAUGGUACAAUGACAAUAGACUGGAAUGAAUGGAGAGACUACCAUCUUUUGCACCCAGCUGACAACAUUCCUGAAAUCAUUCUGUACUGGAAACACUCCACAAUAUUUGACGUUGGUGAAAGCCUGAUGGUGCCGGACGAGUUCACCGCGGAGGAGAAGCAGACCGGGAUGUGGUGGCGACACCUAGUGGCGGGAGGGGGUGCAGGCGCGGUGUCCCGGACCUGCACGGCCCCCCUCGACAGACUCAAAGUGCUAAUGCAGGUGCACGGUUCCAGGAGCAGCAACAUGUGCAUAGUGGGUGGGUUCACACAGAUGAUCCACGAGGGAGGGGUCCGGUCGCUGUGGCGAGGGAACGGCAUUAACGUCGUGAAAAUCGCGCCGGAGACGGCCAUCAAGUUCAUGGCCUACGAGCAGAUAAAGCGCUUGAUCGGCACUGAUCAGGAGACCCUGGGAAUCCUGGAGCGGUUUGUCGCUGGAUCGCUUGCUGGUGCGAUUGCGCAAAGCAGCAUCUACCCCAUGGAGGUGCUGAAAACCAGGCUGGCUCUGAGGAAGACCGGGCAGUACUCUGGAAUCGCAGACUGUGCAAAGAGGAUCUUCCAGAAGGAGGGCUUCCGGGCGUUCUAUAAGGGAUACAUUCCCAACAUUCUGGGGAUCAUUCCGUACGCUGGCAUCGACCUGGCAGUCUACGAGACGUUGAAGAACUCCUGGCUGCAGAAUUACGCCACAGACAGCGUGAAUCCCGGCAUGUUUGUGCUCCUGGCCUGCGGGACAGCCUCCAGCACCUGUGGCCAGCUGGCCAGUUACCCCCUAGCGCUGGUCAGGACAAGAAUGCAGGCACAAGCGACGCUUGAGGGGGCUCCACAGAUGUCCAUGUCGGGGCUCUUCAGACAAAUUGUGAGGACGGAGGGGGUUGCUGGGCUCUACCGAGGCUUGGCCCCCAACUUCAUGAAGGUCAUCCCGUCGGUCAGCAUCAGCUACGUGGUGUACGAGAAUCUGAAGAUGACCCUGGGAGUCCAGUCUCGGUGACGAGGAGAGGCUGAACUGUGCCGAUGCUGGGACCGAAGAAUCUCAGGCAAUGGGACUCUGGGCUGCAUGGUCAUCUCAUUCUGCGAACGUCUGGAAACACUAGGAGACUGAUACUGAACUGCAGCGACUACCUUUCACUGUGAGACGCAAGAACCUGGGGGAGCUGCUCUGUACACUUUCACUUUGAUUUACUCGGAAGUGGCGCUAAAAGUGGCGAAAUGCAGUCGUAGAUUCAAAAAACUGAAAACUAACAUCGGUAGAAAAAACGAACAGGGACCAAGAUGUCGUCCACUUUUGGCUCACUUCCAGAUCGCUGCUGUAGGGACACGUGUCCAAAAAGUUAGAAAUCUGCUUUCAUUGAACAAAAUGUGAAGUGUGUGUUACUGGAAACUCCUGUCCCCUUGGCAGCUUUUUGCUCCUCUGGUGAGCAGGAGGCAUGAUGGGAUACUGGAGGUUUCUGCCUGCCUGCACGGCUUCAAAGAAAAACUCACCAUACUUGUGGGUGGGGUAGGGGGGGCGCCUCUUUAUUUUUGUGUUUUUUUAUUUUUUUAAUUGUGCACUACAUGCUUUUUAUCUUGGUUUUAGCGUUUCCUGUUAUGAUCACAAGGGCUUGUUUUAUUGUUCCAUCUCUAACACUAUUCAGUCCAGUCACUCACUGCUGGUGAGGUAGAAUUCAUGGUUUUACAUGUUUUGGGUUUUUUUUUUUUUGGUUUCUUAGACAAGCUAAUCUUUCUCCUACUGGAACCAAAACUGUAUAAUACUUGAGGAGCAAAAAAAUUUAAAACUUCCACGCAUUUUUUUUACUUUCAAGCUGUGCAGGUGGGAAUCGAGUGUUUUACACACUGAGCUGUCUUAAUGAAUAACUGAUAGAAAAGUUGUUUUAAAAUGUAAUUUAUUUUUAUAUGUAUCGUACAGCGCUAACCAGAUAUAUUUAUUUCGAGAGAAAACAUUGAAUGUUCUAUAAGUUUGCAUGUUAAAUGUAUAUAUUUAAAUAACAUAUCUUCAGUGCUCCUUUGCAAGUCGUGUUGCAUUGUUUCUGAAUCGGGUAACGAGUCAUCCUCUGCUUCUGUUUGGUGUGAUUGUCUGUCGUCUGGCGCAGACGGAGUUCUUAGUUUACCAGUGCGGGUUAUGAAAGGGAAGUGAAUGUGUUUCUGAGAAACAUGCGCCUCUGCAGAGCUCUUGUGCAUCUCCACACUGCAGACGCGUGUCGGGCUUUCUGCUUCGAGAAAGCGCUUCUGUGACCGUCUCUGUACUCAUUCACACACGUGACUGUGUUAUAUACGCAGCGAUCGGAAACUGAAGGCAGUAAAGAAAGGGUUUCUCGCUGUCAUUUAUUUAAAGAACUGUAUUUUUGUAUGUGUACAAAUUCAUUUUUUUCUUUAACAUUGUGUAUGAAAGGUAGCAUGAGGCUUUAAUAUUUUUUAAAAUGUAUAUGUUAUGUAUGA